Messenger RNA from Cinclus cinclus, 4721 nucleotides. It is a transcript of the gene PFAS, whose product is annotated as phosphoribosylformylglycinamidine synthase. Lineage: Eukaryota; Metazoa; Chordata; Aves; Passeriformes; Cinclidae. The transcript is spliced from 27 exons. The record is from RefSeq and is a predicted model, not a curated record. Gene Ontology annotation, biological process: 'de novo' IMP biosynthetic process. Gene Ontology annotation, molecular function: phosphoribosylformylglycinamidine synthase activity. Bases 1 to 3780 code for a protein of 1259 amino acids.
AUGGGGGGUCUCAGGGGACGCCCCCCCGAGCGAGGAGGAGUCGAGGACCCUGCGCUGGAUUUUUGGGGUCCCCCCCUGGCCGAGGGGGGGGACGUUUCCCCCAGGAGCUUCCUGAGCCCCCGCGGGCACCACGAGCUCCUGGAGAUCGGGCCCAGAGCUGUCCCCAAGCUGUCCCUGUUUGUGUUCCCGUGUGUGUCCCCCAUGUCCCCACAUCUGUACCCCGAGCCCUUGGGGACGUUCGAUGUCCCCUCGCGUCCCGUCCCUGUCACCACCAUCGACGUCCUGGGACGGGGACAGAGCGCGCUGAGAGAGGCGGACAGGGAGCUGGGUCUGGCUUUUGACUCCUGGGACCUGGAGUUCUACACGAAGCUGUUCCAGAAGGCCGGAAGGAACCCGACCUCGGUGGAGCUCUUCGACCUGGCCCAGAGCAACAGCGAGCACAGCCGUCACUGGUUCUUCAAGGGUCACCUGUGCGUGGACGGGCGCUCCCUGCCCGGCUCCCUCUUCCAGCGCCUCAUGGACACCCAGAGCUCCUCCCACAGCAACAACGUCAUCAAGUUCUGUGACAACAGCAGUGCCAUCCGGGGUCUCCCGGUGACCGCGCUGUGGCCGCAGGACCCGACCGGACCCAGCCCCUUCGAGAAGAGAACGAGCGUGCGGCACGUGACCUUCACCGCCGAGACUCACAACUUCCCCACGGCCGUGGCUCCCUUCAGCGGUGCCACCACCGGCACCGGGGGCCGAAUUCGGGACGUGCAGAGCACGGGGAGGGGAGCGCACGUGAUCGCGGGGACGGCGGGGUACUGCUUUGGGAACCUGCUCAUCCCAGGGUUCGAGCAGCCCUGGGAGGACCCCCUGGCCCCGUACCCCGAGUCCUUCGCUCGGCCCCUCGAGGUCGCCAUCGGGGCCAGCGACGGCGCCAGCGACUACGGGAACAAAUUUGGGGAACCCCUGCUGGCAGGUUUUGCCCGCUCCUUCGGGCAGGUCCUGCCCGGGGGGCAGCGUCGGGAGUGGAUCAAGCCCGUGAUGUUCAGCGGGGGGAUCGGGGCCCUGGAGGACGAACACGUCAGGAAAGAGAGCCCCGAGCCAGGGAUGCUGGUGGUGAAGUUGGGGGGUCCCGUCUACAGGAUCGGAGUGGGGGGAGGGGCCGCCUCCUCCAUCCAGGUGCAAGGUGACAACGAGGCCGAGCGGGACCUGGGGGCCGUGCAGAGAGGGGACCCCGAGAUGGAGCAAAAACUCAACAGGGUCCUGAGGGGCUGCGCCGAGAGCGGGGCCGGGAACCCCGUGAGCUCCAUCCACGACCAGGGGGCCGGGGGCAACGGCAAUGUCCUGAAGGAGAUCUCGGAGCCAGCCGGGGCCAUCAUCUACGCCAGCCGCUUCCAGCUGGGUGACCCCACGAUCAGCGUCCUGGAGCUCUGGGGUGCCGAGUACCAGGAGUCCAACGCGCUGCUGGUGCGGCCGGCGGCGCUGGCGCUGCUGCGGCGUCUGUGCGAGCGCGAGAGAUGUCCCCUGAGCGUGGUGGGGACCGUCACCGGGGACGGGCGGAUCGUGCUGGUGGAUGACCUGGCAUCGCCGGUGCCCGAGGGGGGGUCCCACGAGGGGCUCCCCACCCCCGUCAACCUCGAGCUCGAGUGGGUGCUGGGCAAGAUGCCCCAAAAGGAGUUCCGGCUCUCGCGCUGCCCCCUGCCCCGCCGCCCCCUGGCGCUGCCCCCCGCGCUCUCCCUGCGCGCCGCGCUCCUCAGGGUGCUGCGGCUGCCGGCCGUGGCCAGCAAGAGGUACCUGACCAACAAGGUGGACCGCUCGGUGACAGGUCUGGUGGCCCAGCAGCAGUGCGUGGGUCCCCUGCACACGCCGCUGGCCGACGUGGCCGUGGUGGCCCUGUCCCACUUCGGGGACGCGGGCGCGGCCACGGCCAUCGGCGAGCAGCCGGUCAAGGGCCUGCUGGACCCCGCGGCCGGAGCGCGGCUGGCGCUGGCCGAGGCCAUCACCAACCUGGUGUGGGCUCGGGUGACACACCUCAAGGACGUGAAGUGCUCUGGGAAUUGGAUGUGGGGAGCCAAGUCCGGCUCCGAGGGGGGGGCUCUGGUGGCCGCGUGUGACGCGCUGGUGGCCGCCCUGCACCGCCUGGGGGUGGCCAUCGAUGGCGGCAAGGACUCGCUCAGCAUGGCGGCCAGAGUGGGGACGGACACCGUGAUGGCACCUGGUGCCCUGGUGAUCUCGGCCUACGCCGUGUGCCCCGAUGUCACCGCCACCGUCACACCUGACCUCAAGUGUCCCAACGAGAGAGGGGCCCUGCUGUGGGUGCAGCUGAACCCGGGCCAGCACCGCCUGGGGGGCUCGGCCCUGGCCCAGGUGUUUGCCCAACUCGGUGACUCCUGCCCCGACCUGGACGAGCCCGGGCACCUGGAGAGCGCCUUCAACGUCACCCAGGAGCUGCUGCAAGAGCGUGUCCUGACCGCGGGCCAUGACGUCAGUGACGGGGGGCUCCUGGGCUGUGUCCUGGAGAUGGCCUUCGCUGGAAACUGCGGUGUCACCCUCAGCGUCCCCGCGCCGCCGCCCGGCGUCACCCCGCUGGCCCUGCUGUUUGCCGAGGAGCCGGGGCUGCUGCUCGAGGUUCCCACGGUGGCCGCUGUCCCCGUGUGCCGCCGCUAUCAGGACGCCGGGGUCACCUGUGUCCCCAUCGGCCACAGCGGCCCCUACGGACCCCGUGCCAUGGUGACCGUGUCCGUGGGUGGCCAGGAGAUGCUGGCCGAGCCCCUUGGGGACAUCAGGGCCCUCUGGGAGCAGACGAGUUUCCAGCUGGAGCGGCUGCAGGCGGCGCCGGCCUGCGUGGAGCAGGAGGAGCAGGACCUGGGGACACGCUGGGGACCCGAGUACAGCGUCACCUUCGACCCCGAGCACGUGUCCCCCCUGGCCAGGAACAUGGAGCUGCCGGGGCCUCGCGUGGUCGUGCUGAGGGAGGAGGGGAGCAACGGAGACCGGGAGAUGGCCGCGGCCUUCGCCAUGGCCGGCUUCCAGGUUUGGGAUGUGACCACCCAGGACCUGUGCUCGGGUUCUGCUUCCCUGGACGGGUUCAGGGGUCUCGUCUUCGUGGGGGGCUUCAGCUACGCCGACGUCCUGGGCUCUGCUAAAGGCUGGGCCGCCUCCGUCCGCUUCAACCCCAAAGUCCGAGCGGUCCUGGAGCGAUUCCGGACACGGCCGGACACCUUCAGCCUGGGAGUGUGCAACGGCUGCCAGCUGAUGGCGCUGCUGGGCUGGGUGGGGCCCCUGCCGCCAGGUGAGUGCGACGGCUCCGCGGGCCCGGCCGGGGCGGUGGCGCUGGAGCGGAACCUCUCGGGGCGCUUCGAGUCGCGAUUCGUGACCGUGAGGGUGGAACCGGGCCCGGCCGUGCUGCUGAGGGGGAUGGAGGGAGCGCGGCUGGGAGUGUGGGUGGCGCACGGGGAAGGCCGGUUCCAGUUCCGUCCCCCGUCGCUGCUGUCCCGCAGCGUCCAGUCCGGCCUGGCCGCGCUGCGCUACGUCGAUGACCGCGGGGUCCCCACCGAGCGCUACCCCCUGAACCCCAACGGCUCCGGCCAGGGCGUGGCCGCGCUCGUGUCCCCCUGCGGCCGGCACCUGGCGGCCAUGCCGCACCCCGAGCGGUCAGUGCGCGCCUGGCAGUGCCCCUGGGCCGGCCGGAGCGCGGCCGCGGGCGGCCGGAGCAAGGCCGGGUACGGACCCUGGCUGAGAAUGUUCCAGAACGCCAUGGAGUGGUGUCUGCAGUGGCCGGAGGGGGAGAAGUGACCGCUGAGUGACCAAUGAGUGACCAGCACGUGGACACCCCCUCUGUGACACUGACUGCUGAGUGACCAAUGAGUGACCAAUGAGUGACCAAUGAGUGACCGCUGAGUGACCAAUGAGUGACCAGCACGUGGACACCCCCUCUGUGACACUGACUGCUGAGUGAUCAAUGAGUGACCAAUGAGUGACCAAUGAGUGACCAAUGAGUGACCAGCACGUGGACACCCCCUCUGUGACACUGACUGCUGAGUGACCAAUGAGUGACCAAUGAGUGACCAAUGAGUGACCAAUGAGUGACCAGCACGUGGACACCCCCUCUGUGACACUGACUGCUGAGUGAUCAAUGAGUGACCAAUGAGUGACCAAUGAGUGACCAACCCAUGGACACCCCCUCUGUGACACUGACCACUGAGUGACCAAUGAGUGACCAAUGAGUGACCAAUGAGUGACCACUGAGUGACCAAUGAGUGACCAAUGAGUGACCAGCACGUGGACACCCCCUCUGUGACACUGACUGCUGAGUGACCAAUGAAUGACCAAUGAGUGACCGCUGAGUGACCAAUGAGUGACCAGCACGUGGACACCCCCUCUGUGACACUGACUGCUGAGUGAUCAAUGAGUGACCAAUGAGUGACCAAUGAGUGACCAAUGAGUGACCAACCCAUGGACACCCCCUCUGUGACACUGACCACUGAGUGACCAAUGAGUGACCAAUGAGUGACCACUGAGUGACCACUGACCACUGAGUGACCAAUGAGUGACCACUGAGUGACCACUGACCACUGAGUGACCACCCCAGGAAUGCUCCGGGACCCCCCAGUGGUGACCGCAGGGGACACUGACCCCUCCCUGGGGACACUGAGUGACCACUGAGUGACCACCCCCAUGACCAGCUGACCACCCACAAGCCCCAGUGACCAACUGACCACCCCAGGGGUGGGCAG